Molecule: messenger RNA, 2004 nt
Organism: Anopheles maculipalpis
Lineage: Eukaryota; Metazoa; Arthropoda; Insecta; Diptera; Culicidae
Product: O-acyltransferase like protein-like
Exons: 3
Coding region: 1-2004 (667 amino acids)
Molecular function (GO): acyltransferase activity, transferring groups other than amino-acyl groups
Source: RefSeq, a predicted model, not a curated record
AUGGCGCACACCAGCAUUUGUCUAGUGCUGCGUGUCGUUCCGCUUGUCGUGGUUAGUUUCACCGUUUUGAUCGGUUUUGUGGUUCCUUCUGUUAGUGGUCAGUUUCAAACGAUAAACCAAAUACCGGUAGGAUUGUUGGAUCAUCUGAAACGAGUGCCUCAGCUAUGGAACGUAACGUCCGCAAGCGAUCAAGCCUGUCUGAAUCAGCUGGAUGUGUUUGCGAGCUCGUUCGAUGCCGGUGAACCGUGGGCACUUAGUAUGUACGAUUCGUGGGGCAAAAAUCCGGCCGGAAUACUGUUUGGGAAUGUGUAUGAGUUUGGCAACUUUGACCAAUGUCGGCGCAUUUCGCAUCAGGGUGCACUGGCCAAAAUCGGCGGUCAGCAUUGUACGCUCUAUGUGGACUUGAGUCGUACCGGUUUACCAGCAACUUCAGCACCACUACAGUACGGUGUAUGCAUGCCGGAUGUCUGUGAACCGGCCCUGGUCGCACAGCUUACUAACGCCUAUUUCGCGUCCAAUCAAAUGUUGGUGGUGAAUGGACCGUUGCUGGAAAAGUUUUGCUAUCGUGAUGAGGACAAACCCUUUCCAGCGGUUACCAUCGUUGCGAUUGUACUGUUCUCGGGGUACGGAGCGAUACUGCUGAUGGCCACGCUGGUCGAGCUGAUCUUCUUCUACCGAAAGCAGGAAGCACCCAGCUACGUUAAGCGUCUUUCGUUCUACACCAACCUUGGCCACGUGUACCGCAUCGUACCACGGACGGUCGGUAAGGACGGUGUGCUUGAAUGUGUUAACGGUGUGCGCGCACUGUCCAUGCUGUGGAUUAUCAUUAAUCACGUGCACGAUUCGGCACUUGGUAUACCGACGAUCAACAUACCGGUGCGACAGGACUAUGCCGAAAGCUACUUCGGCGUACUGUUUCAUCGGUUGGGCGGAAAAGCGGUGGACAUUUUCCUGAUGCUUAGCGGAAUGCUCGUCUCGAUUAAGAUGUUACGUGAGCUGGAAAAGACGAAGCGGUUAAACGUGUUGGAACUGUGGUUACAUCGUAUCAUCCGCAUUACGCCUGCCUAUGCGGCACUUAUCCUGUUCGGCAUUGCGUUCGUGGACGUUGUGGGCGAGGGAGUGCUUUACAAGCUGGUCGCUGACGAACUGCUGACCGCGUGCCACAAGAGCUGGUGGUCGGCAUUGUUGUACGUGCAGAACUAUGCGCAUUACGAGUCGAUGUGUUUCGUCCAUACCUGGUACCUGUCGGUGGAUAUGCAGCUAUACAUUGUGUCCCCACUGCUGAUCUAUUUGCUGUGGCGCUAUGGGAAAAAGUUUGUACCGGCAAUUGUGCUUCUUGCCCUGCUUUCGAUUAGCUGCGUGUUUGCUACGUUUAUGGUGAACGAGUAUCGUUUAAAUCGAUCCGCACCACGAGGUGAUGGUCUAAUGCCACGCAAAACGUACCAUCCAACGCAUGCCCGCAUGUCGGUUUGGUUGUUUGGUGUUCUGUUCGGUUAUUUGCUACAUUUAACGCGUGGCGCACGGGUUAAACUCUCCAAACCGGUGCUCGCUUUAGGUUGGCUGUUUACGAUCGCGAUCUUGGUCGUGACUGGAUGGUCACUGAAGCAACUGUACAUUGGGGAUUACACACGCAUCAAGCCAAUUGCGGACGCAUUCUACGAAGCGUUACAUCGCUCGUUUUGGGCCUUUGCCGUCAUGUGGGUGAUAUUUGUGUGCAUUAACGGGCAGGGAGGAAUAGUUGAUCGGUUUCUCGGUUGCCCACUGUGGCAACCAUUGUCUCGACUUUCCUACUCAAUGUAUCUCGUGCACAUUGCCAUCCAGGCGAUUACACUAACGCAAGCGAUUCGUUUUCCGGUAGAAUUUACCGUCGUGAACAUAUUCUACACCUCGUUCGGAUUAAUUUGUCUCAGUGCCGUGGUCGGUACGGUGUGGUGCAUCGCGUUCGAGUAUCCAUUCUUUGGGUUGGAAAAAUACAUUUUUCGGAAAAAGCAAGCUUCGGACUAA